This is a messenger RNA of Lingula anatina, 2423 nucleotides long. RefSeq lists its product as uncharacterized. Gene Ontology annotation, biological process: phospholipid biosynthetic process. The record is from RefSeq and is a predicted model, not a curated record. NCBI's taxonomy places the organism in Eukaryota, Metazoa, Brachiopoda, Lingulata, Lingulida, Lingulidae. Gene Ontology annotation, molecular function: phosphotransferase activity, for other substituted phosphate groups. Gene Ontology annotation, cellular component: membrane.
AUGAUUGAGGUGACACCUAGGCAAACAAAAUACAACAGUGACACCUGGUUGACGAAGCAUGCUGGUGACACAUGGUUAAAUGUGAAGUGGUACGAUAUAUAUAUCUACACUCCAAUUGAACGUUUCACGUCCCCAGUGGUGUCGCGAAUUCCUCGUUACAUUACAUUCGGAGAGCACCAGUAUGUGGUGUUUAGUGCCAACAUAGUAUCCUGGGUGAGAACUCUACUGGUAGUACCAAUUGCUAUUUAUUUGAAGUGUGGUCAUUUUUCAACAUGCUUCUGGCUGGUCAUUUUGCAUGACUAUCUUGACCAUGUGGAUGGUAUAGUAGCCAGGGUUCAGCGAGAGCACUAUGGUCCUGUUGACGACCCAAUUUUGGGUGGUUUCAUGGAUGCAUUCUGUGAUAAGAUUGUCAAUGUAUUUGCACUGUGGACUAUCCUACUGGUGUCGGACUUCAGCCUGCUGACCCCUGCCCAGUGUUGGGUUCUUUUCUUGUCCUGUGCAGUCAUCAUAGUCUAUGAAUUCACACUAGGUGUAGUCAGAGUUCAGGACUACUUCCAUGCCCACUAUGCCAGGUUGAACAAAAAAUUCAAGAAGCAGCAGCCGUUUGCUACUGCGGCAGUAAUGGAGGGCAAACUGAAGGAGAAGCUCGAAUCCCUCGGCAUCGCUUUCCUGGCUCUGGCGCAGGGAGCACAUGGAGUGCUGAACUGUUGGUCUGGAGUUGCCGGAGUGGUCUGCCUCAUACUUAGCAUUCGUCUGGCACAUGCCAGUUUGAGCAGAAAGUUAGAGGCUCGCACAAAGGAAACCAAAGGGAACAAGUCACACCACAAAAUUAAUGCCAGUUUAGCUGCAAUUGAUCUUCAUGAGAAAGAGGGAUGCUCCCACCGACCCCUGUAUAACGAUGAUGGGUCUAAGAAAGUUUAUCACAGAAAGAAACGUCCAGACGGAAAGCACAAAAAGAUUGAGGAAAGUGAAGAUGUUUUCAGAGGUAAAGAUCAGGAAGGGGCCACAGAAAACUUCUCACAACUGACUUACAGCCCAGGCAAUACAGGGGUGUCCACCUUUGAGUCAGAGACAGACACUGAGGCUGACACCAGGAAGUUCAACAGGUGGAAGACCGGAACCAAAAUGGAGGACCAAAGGUCAGUCAGCGCACAAGUUAAACCAGAGGAUUUCAUUAAUGAUGAGUCAGGCAAUUCCACCACAAGUAAUGACUCAGCAUUUGUUAAAGAUGAGAAGGAAUCUGAUAAGUCAAGUGGAAGUGGGAGCAGUGGAAAGAAAGGAAAAUACUCAACAGGGUCUGACACGGAGGAGGAUGAGAAGGCCCUCUACCGCAUCCGGCGUCGCUCCCUGCCAAACAUAGAUAUAGAUGGCAGGGUGGACAAGGUGUACUCCAUUGGUUGUUUUGAUCUGUUCCAUAGGGGGCAUGUGGCAAUACUGCAGAAGAUGAGAAAUAUGGGUAAACAGGUUAUAGUUGGUGUUCACGACAGCCGCAGCUACUAUAAACUGAAGAACAAAGUCCCCAUUGACCCAAUAGAAAAGCGCAUGUUGAAUGUAAAGCAGUAUGCAGAUGUGGUCUACUGCAUUACCAGCACAGAUCCCUCCAACUUCAUCUCGUGUAUUGUGCACCUGUGUGAGGGGGAGACCGCCCUCUACAUCCGCGGGGAUGACAUGCAAAACUUCCCCUCCCGCCACGUGGUGGAGGCCCUGAUGCCAAUACGCUUCCUGCCCUAUACGCAAGGUGUGAGCAGUACCAAGAUCCGUAAAGAACUGUUUGCCAGGAUCAGGAGAGAUAGCAAUGAGUGGCUGAGUGACGGAGCAGUCUGAAUGAAAGUCGCUGACAUUAUUAGGUGACGAUACAGGUGUCCUUUGAGUGAAAAUGAUUAUUAUAUCACAUGUAUAUAAAUAUAUACCAGUAUACAAGUAUAAUAAAUUAUGGCUCUUGCAUUUGGUAUUUAUCUAUAAUUUAUACAAUAGCAGAUUCAGAAGAACUACCUGCAGCAGUCUGCAUAUGAGUAUAGGAAAUACUUGCUGCUGCUCGCUUCUAGUCCAUGUCUUUUGGCUUGUGCUAGUCUUGCUAUGAUCAUCAUUUUUACAUGAUUUUAUCAAAUGCUUUUCACGUGUGAUGUAUUUCUAUAAGCACUGUGGCCAGUCUGAAGUUUUUUGUUUAAAUUACUGAAUAGAAAAAAAAUAAUCGGUAUACAAGGUAUAUUGAAGUACACAUUUCAAAAUAAUUUAAAGGUCUUUGCUCAAAUUAAUUAGAAUACUGGUAUGUGACAGUGUUAUUUGAAAGCAGGUUGUGACCUUAAUUUUACUGGUUUUCAUGACUAAGUUUUUUCUCAAUCAGGGGUCAUACUGUUAUGUGUUGUUUACAAAUGAUGUAAAAAAUAUAAAACUAUUCAAUACAUGUACAUUUCAUUUACAGU